AUGUCGACCGAAGAAAUGGAGAUCGACCCAGUGCCGGCGCUCGCCGAGCCGACUCUAGGUCAGGAUAGUACUAACAACGAGACAUCCUCCGCAAUCGAGACGAAGCAAUCGACACAAGGUGGAGCCACGGGCACUGAAGCACGUACGUCGCAAGCAGCGGUUGCGGUGCGCAGCAUCGAAGGGUGGAUUGUGAUUGCGACAAAUAUCCACGAGGAGGCGACCGAGGAAGACAUCACGGAUCUGUUCGCCGAGUAUGGCGAGAUCAAGAAUCUGCAUCUCAAUCUGGAUCGACGGACGGGUUAUGUCAAGGGCUACGUUCUCAUCGAGUACGCCACACAAGUCGAAGCUGCAGCGGCGAUCAAAGCUUUGAACGGCUCGAAACUCCUCGAUCAGACCAUCUCGGUCGACUACGCGUUUGUGCGGCCCCCGGCAUCCAAGGGUGACGGUAAGGCUGGCCGCGGCGGAAAGGUGGGUGAUCGUCGAGGUGGCGGGGGUGGUCGGGCGGCAGCAGCGCGGAGUCGCAGUCGUAGCAAGUCUAAGAGUCGAAGCCGCAGUCGGAGUCGUGAUCGGGAGAGGAGGAAGAACAAUCGGGAUGAGGAUACGAUGGAUAGGGACUGA
Messenger RNA from Exophiala bonariae, 618 nucleotides. RefSeq lists its product as uncharacterized. Gene Ontology annotation, cellular component: nucleus; exon-exon junction complex; cytoplasm. The transcript has 2 exons. Gene Ontology annotation, molecular function: mRNA binding. The record is from RefSeq and is a predicted model, not a curated record. The coding region runs from base 1 to 618 and encodes 205 amino acids. Gene Ontology annotation, biological process: RNA splicing. NCBI's taxonomy places the organism in Eukaryota, Fungi, Ascomycota, Eurotiomycetes, Chaetothyriales, Herpotrichiellaceae.